This is a messenger RNA of Gastrolobium bilobum, 1495 nucleotides long. RefSeq lists its product as uncharacterized. NCBI's taxonomy places the organism in Eukaryota, Viridiplantae, Streptophyta, Magnoliopsida, Fabales, Fabaceae. The record is from RefSeq and is a predicted model, not a curated record. The transcript has 7 exons. Bases 105 to 1139 code for a protein of 344 amino acids.
AUCCCUGGGAAGCAGGAACCAAAGCAAUGCCGCUCCAUUUCCAAGGGAACUCUGAAAUAAGUAUUAUGUAUGGUACAGAGAGAGGUGAUAGCUGAAAUUAUUCGAUGAUGUAUUUGUUCACAGGGAAACCCUCCUUUAUACCUCAAUUACUCCCUUCUUCUUCUUCUUCUUCUUCGAAUUCUACUUCGUCGUCAUGUUCAACAUCUCUUGUAUCUUUCCGAACUAUUUCUGACUCAUCAAUUAGCUUUCCCAGAAAUGCAAAGCAUAAAAGAAGAUUUGCUUUGAGAGUUAAAGCAUAUGAUUCCUCCAAAAAUGACACUUCUAACCCUGCUGGCGACUCCAAGCCCCCCAAUGGCACUCUGUCAAAGAGCAGGAGAGAAAUUUUACUGGAAUAUGUUAAGAACGUGCAGCCAGAAUUUAUGGAAUUGUUUGUGAAAAGAGCACCUCAACAGGUUGUGGAUGCAAUGCGACAAACAGUGACAAAUAUGAUUGGAACAUUGCCCCCUCAAUUUUUUGCUGUAACAGUUACCACUGUAGCUGAAAACCUUGCACAGCUCAUGUACAGUGUCAUGAUGACUGGGUACAUGUUCAGGAAUGCGCAAUACCGUUUGGAGUUGCAAGAAGGUUUGGAAAAGGUUGCCCUUCCUGAUGUGCAUGAUAAAAAGGAUAUGCCUGACUAUGCACCUGGUACACAGAAGAAUGUUUCAGGUGAAGUCAUUCGGUGGAACAAUGUUUCUGGGCCCGAGAAAAUAGAUGCUAAAAAGUACAUUGAAUUACUUGAAGCGGAGAUUGAGGAGCUGAAUCUCCAAGUUGGGAGACAAUCUAGCAAUGCACAAAAUGAACUGUUGGAAUACCUAAAAUCUCUUGAGCCUCGAAAUUUGAAGGAGUUGACUAGUAGUGCUGGGGAGGACGUUGUGUUUGCAAUGAACACAUUUAUAAAGCGCCUACUAGCUGUUUCAGAUCCUAGCCAAAUGAAGACUAGCGUGACCGAGACUAGUGCAUCUGAACUUGCCAAACUGCUUUCUUGGUUGAUGGUGGUUGGGUACAGCAUUCGCAAUAUUGAAGUUCGUUAUGACAUGGAGAGAGUACUCGGCACUCCUCCAAAGUUGGCUGAAUUGCCGCCAGGUGAAAAUGUUUAAGCAGUGUUGAUAAAGUCAAUCAUCAAAAAUACUGCUGUCCCCAAGUUGGAGCCAAGUUCCCUAACUAGAUUUUGCACUUUUUAGUUGAUUGGCUGAAGGCCCAGUCAUGACCUAAAGGAGAAGGCUGCAUUUUUCAGAGGCCCUGAACUAUUGGUCUGCUAAUAGUAUUUUAUUCAGUUAUAUUCACAAGAUUCUAUCUUUUGGUUUUUAUUUGAUUUCUUUGACAGUCUAAGUCCUGAACUAUGGGAUUGGUUCUUGUUUGUAUAUCUUUAUUAUAUAUCUUAUCAAACUCCCAUUUUGUAGGUGCAGCACAGCUACUUAUUUAUGUGGUAGCUAUAAACGUUUUAAUCAUAUUU